AUGUCUCCAACUGAGGAAUGAGAUUGGGUAUGGAUCUCAACUGGAUUGUUCUUUCCAUGGGAAGGACUCCAGGGUUUGAACAUGAGUACCCAGCCUCACACUCUGACCAAGGCAGAGAUCCCCAGCCAUGUUCUUUAUGCUGUAGGAACGUGUGUGCUCGUUAUUGGCUCCAUUGGCAUCAUAGGAAACCUCCUAGUCCUCUAUGCGUUUUACAGCAACAAGAAGCUGAGGACUCCCCAAAACUACUUUAUAAUGAAUUUAGCUGUGAGUGACUUCCUGAUGUCGGCUUCUCAGGCACCCAUGUGCUUUGUCAACAGCUUGCACAGAGAAUGGAUACUUGGAGACAUAGGCUGUAACUUGUAUGCUUUCUGCGGGGCUCUCUUUGGGAUAACCUCGAUGAUGACCCUGCUGGCCAUCUCUGUUGACCGCUACCUGGUGAUCACAAAGCCCCUGCAGUCCAUCCAGUGGACUUCCAAGAGACGCACCGUGCAGGUCAUCGCCGCGGUGUGGCUCUACUCGCUGGGAUGGAGCGUGGCUCCGCUCCUCGGCUGGAGUUCCUAUGUGCCUGAGGGCUUGAUGAUAUCCUGCACAUGGGACUAUGUAACCUACUCCCCUGCAAACAGAAGCUACACCAUGAUUUUAUGCUGCUGUGUAUUUUUUAUCCCCCUGGUAAUAAUAUUCCACUGCUAUUUAUCGAUGUUCCUGGCCAUAAGGCGUACUGGCAGAGAUGUUCAAAAGCUGGGAUCCUGCAGCCGGAAAUCCUACCUCUCUCAGUCCAUGAAGAAUGAGUGGAAGCUGGCAAAAAUUGCUUUUGUGGUCAUCAUUGUGUUUGUCUUGUCCUGGUCUCCAUAUGCUUGUGUCACCUUGAUUGCCUGGGCAGGUCGAGGCAACAUCCUAACACCAUAUUCCAAAUCUGUGCCAGCAGUUAUUGCCAAAGCUUCUGCAGUCUACAACCCCAUCAUAUAUGCAAUAAUUCACCCAAGAUACAGAAAAACCAUCCACAAAGCUGUUCCCUGCUUGAGGUUCCUGAUACGAAUAUCAAAGAAUGACCUCCUGAGGGGAUCCAUAAAUGAGUCAUCAUUCAGGACUUCUCUCUGCAGCCACCACUCUCUUGCUGGCAGGACCAAGAGCAUUUGUGUUCCCUCAGUUUCUACUGGAGAAGCUACCUGGAGCAAUGUAGAGCUCGACCCUGUAGAGCCAGCUCAAGAGAAACUGAAGCCUCGCCGAAGUCAUUCUUUCUCCACAAGUCCGAGGCAAGAGAAGAGAGACCCGCUCCCAAAGACCUGCAGCUGCGAUGCAGCCACUGCUGAAAAGGUUUCGCUCUCCUCCAGCUGUUUGGAGAAGGUGUUUGGGCAGCCUGUCCUACCCAGUCCCUCUGCAGCACUCAUGACCAGCUCCCAGAGAGCAACCUCUCUGCCUGUCAGAUUGAAUAGCAGCAGUGUCAUCAGAGGAGACUCGAGCACCUCCCAAAUGGCAACUCAAGGAAGUCAAGCAAAUGGAGUUGUGGAUUCUGUCAUCAGCAAUGCAGUCCCUCGCAUCAUCAUCAUUCCUACCUCAGAGACCAAUCUCUUUAGAGAAGAACUGGAAGAGACUGAAUUAUUCCACUUUCAUGACAAAAAGGGCAAUCUGCUGGACUUGGAAGGGCUUAGCUCAUCCAUGGAGUUCCUUGAAGCUGUUGAGAAAUUUCUAUCGUAAGUUUGUCAAAAGAAAACUUUCCGGUAAUUAUUUUCUUGGCAUCUUCUCCACUUAAUUAUACCAAAUAAAUGAAGCCUUGUAGGUUGGAUCAUCAGA
Messenger RNA from Oenanthe melanoleuca, 1791 nucleotides. Its product is annotated as melanopsin-like. Gene Ontology annotation, biological process: visual perception; G protein-coupled receptor signaling pathway. Gene Ontology annotation, molecular function: G protein-coupled receptor activity. NCBI's taxonomy places the organism in Eukaryota, Metazoa, Chordata, Aves, Passeriformes, Muscicapidae. The record is from RefSeq and is a predicted model, not a curated record. Gene Ontology annotation, cellular component: membrane. The transcript is spliced from 10 exons.